CGUGCGACUCACCUUUAGGCCAAGGGCGCGCGCCCUGGAAAAUUCCACUCCCGAGCUCGCUCCACCCUAUGCGCCUUUUCUCUGGCUGGGUGAUCUGCGGCUCGACUAGCAUCCCGGCGGCCUUUGCGUGAGCAAGAUGGCAGCCCCCAUACCUCGGGGCUUGUCCUCCUUAUCUAGGACUUUGGGAUGGUGGUCUCGGCAGCCCAUUCUGGUGACUCGGUCCACAGCUGUAGUUCCAGUAAAAACCAAAAGCCGUUUCAGACCCCCGACUCCUGAACCCAAGUUCAAAACAGAAAAGGAGUUUUUGGAAUAUGCCAGGAAAGCAGGAUUGGUUAUUCCACAGGAACGGUUGGAGCGCCCUAUACAUUUGGCCUGUACAGCUGGUAUCUUCGAUCCCUAUGUUCCACCGGAGGGCGAUGCUCGAAUGUCAUCACUUUCAAAGGAAGGACUGACGCAGAGAACUGAGCGGUUGAGAAAGAAUGCGGCAUCACAGCUGGCAAUUCGAAAGAUAAAAGAAUUUGAUGCUAAUUUUAAAACAAAAGACUUCCCUGAAAAAGCUAAGGAUAUUUUCAUUGAAGCUCACCUUUGUCUAAACAAUUCAGACCACGACCGGCUUCAUACCUUGGUGACUGAACACUGUUUUCCGGACAUGGUCUGGGACCUCAAGUACAAGACUGUGCGCUGGAGCUUUGUGGAGUCUCUAGAGCCAGCCCAAGUGGUUCAUGUCCGUUCCUCAGGGAUGGUGGACCAGAGCAACAUGUAUGGUCAAGUCACCGUGCGCCUGCACACUCGGCAGACUUUGGCCAUUUAUGAUCGGUUUGGCAGAUUGAUGUAUGGACAGGAAGAUGUGCCCAAGGAUGUCCUGGAGUAUGUGGUGUUUGAAAGACACUUGAUGAACCCGUAUGGGAGCUGGAGAAUGCAUGCCAAGAUUGUGCCCCCGUGGGCACCCCCUAAGCAGCCCAUCCUCAAGACCUUGAUGAUUCCUGGUCCUCAGCUGAAACCCUGGGAGGAGUAUGAAGAGACACCAGGGGAGGCUCCAAAGCCUCAGCCAGCCUGAUGGCGUGAAAGACUCCUGAGGAGCCUAGCAGUGGUGGCGGGCACCUUUAAUCCUCCUGGCACUCUGGAGGCAGAGGAUCUCUGUGAGUUCAAGGCCAGCCUGGUCUACAGAGCAAGUUGCAGGUCAACCAAAACGACACAGAGAACCCUGUAUUAGAAAAAGAAAAAAAAAAAGGAAAGAAAAAAGAAAAAAAGACUCCUGAGAGGUGCCCGGGUGGUGGAGCUUCGAAAGCCGCUCUCCCUGAAGGCUCCCUUGCUCUCUCCUGCCCUGCCUGGGUCAGCAGCCCUCAUCCCCCACAGUCAUGGCCGACGUGUGUGGCCCAGGUGGUGGCUGGGGUGCCCAGCCAUGGCACAUCUUCUUUUUACGACCAUGUUUAGCUUCUGAGGGGACAUGAGAAGCAUCAGGAGAGAGCGAAUGCCUCACUGCACUUUUCCCGGCAGGAACUGUGGGAUCAGACCAACAGCUUUCUCUUUUCUAAUUAUAAGCCAGGUCAGCAUUUGGAAUAAAAUACUGCCAAAGAAUA
Molecule: messenger RNA, 1580 nt
Organism: Apodemus sylvaticus (European woodmouse)
Lineage: Eukaryota; Metazoa; Chordata; Mammalia; Rodentia; Muridae
Gene: Mrpl45
Product: mitochondrial ribosomal protein L45
Exons: 8
Coding region: 137-1057 (306 amino acids)
Cellular component (GO): mitochondrion
Source: RefSeq, a predicted model, not a curated record